UCUCCAUCUACCUCUCUCCCUCUCUUUCCAUAAGAACCCUAGAAGGUUGAUCUUGUCAUCUUUUCACUUCACCCACUACCAAAACUAGAGCAUUUGAGGCAAAUUCAGCAUUUAAAAAAAAUUAUUUUGUCCUCCCUACCUAUAAGGAUCAAAAACGUUUUGAUAUUCUGAUUCAUCAAAACAUUACUAUUUGAAGUUCUUGAGGUAAAAUUAUAUUCAAGGUCUAGAAUAUAUAAUCAUGAUGAUGGGAAAAGAGGAAAUGAGUUUAAGUCUGAGCUUGGGGUUUGCACAAAAUCAUCAUCCUCUCCAGCUGAAUCUCAAACCCACUUCUUCACCGAUGUCCAAUCACCAGAUCAUGUUUCCAUGGAACCAGACCUUGGUUUCUUCCUCAGAUCACCAAAACCAACAAGUUCUUAGGAAAAUAGACGUGAACAGCUUGCCGUCGACGGUUGAUUUGGAGGAGGAGACGGCAGUUUCUUCCCCUAACAGCACGAUCUCAAGCACCGUGAGCGGCAAGAGGAGAAGCGAGAGACAAGGAACAUCCGGAGAUGACAUCACUCUGGACCGAUCUUCCUCACGUGGAACCUCUGAUGAAGAAGAAGAAGAAUACGGAGGAGAGGCUUGUAGAAAAAAGCUCAGGCUAUCCAAAGACCAAUCUGCUGUUCUUGAAGACACUUUCAAAGAGCACAAUACUCUCAAUCCCAAACAGAAGCAGGCUUUGGCUAAGAAGCUAGGUUUAACCGCAAGACAAGUAGAAGUGUGGUUCCAAAACAGAAGAGCAAGGACCAAGUUGAAGCAAACAGAAGUAGAUUGCGAGUAUUUGAAGAGAUGCGUAGAGAAAUUAACCGAAGAGAAUCGGCGGCUCGAGAAAGAGGCAGCGGAGCUAAGAGCGCUAAAGCUUUCACCGCGGCUGUAUGGUCAGAUGAGUCCACCGACCACGCUUCUUAUGUGUCCAUCAUGCGAACGCGUGGGCGGACCAUCGAACCACAACCAAAGGUCUGUAGUGUCUGUGAACCCGUGGCUCCAAAUGGCUCAUGGGUCAACUUUUGAUGUUAAGCAUCCUAGGUCUUAA
Messenger RNA from Eruca vesicaria subsp. sativa (arugula), 1072 nucleotides. Lineage: Eukaryota; Viridiplantae; Streptophyta; Magnoliopsida; Brassicales; Brassicaceae. The record is from the annotation of a GenBank genome assembly.